Grus americana (Whooping crane) is the source of this 4241-nucleotide messenger RNA. RefSeq names its product twinfilin actin binding protein 1 (gene TWF1). Bases 169 to 1221 code for a protein of 350 amino acids. The record is from RefSeq and is a predicted model, not a curated record. Gene Ontology annotation, biological process: positive regulation of neuron projection development; actin filament depolymerization; barbed-end actin filament capping. Lineage: Eukaryota; Metazoa; Chordata; Aves; Gruiformes; Gruidae. Gene Ontology annotation, cellular component: actin filament; myofibril; cytoplasm. The transcript has 9 exons. Gene Ontology annotation, molecular function: actin monomer binding; actin filament binding.
CGGGGCGGACCGGGGCCCUAGAGCUGGCCCGGCCCGGCGGGGCCCGGAAGGCGCCGCACUCCCUCCCGGCCGCUGAGUGGCGGCGGCGCGUCACGUGUGCGCGGCCGUGCCGGGCCGGGCCGUGCCGUGACAGAUUCCACUGCCCCGGGCGCGGCGCGGCGGUGCGACAUGUCCCACCAGACCGGUAUCCAAGCUAGUGGAAGUGUUAAAGACACCUUUGUUGGAGCCAGAAAUGGACAAUACAGGCUUUUAAAAAUAGUCAUUGACAAUGAGCAGCUUGUUGUGGGAUCCUCUAGGCGGCCAGUUGGAUCAUGGGAAAAGGAUUAUGAUUCCUUUGUCCUUCCCCUUCUUGAAGACAAGCAACCAUGUUAUAUAUUAUACAGAUUAGAUUCUCAGAAUGCUCAAGGAUAUGAAUGGAUCUUCAUUGCUUGGUCACCCGAUCACUCUCCUGUUCGUCAAAAAAUGUUGUAUGCAGCAACCCGAGCAACACUUAAGAAAGAAUUUGGAGGUGGUCAUAUUAAGGAUGAAGUAUUUGGAACGGUACAGGAUGAUGUUUCACUGAACGGAUAUAAAAAAUAUUUGAUAUCACAGGCCUCCCCUGCACCUCUGACUGCAGCAGAAGAGGAACUUCGACAAAUUAAGAUUAAUGAGGUACAGACGGACGUUGGUGUAGAUACCAAGCAUCAAACAUUGCAAGGAGUAGCAUUCCCCAUUGCUAAAGAAGCUAUUCAGGCUUUGGAGAAAUUGAAAAAUAAGAAACUCAAUUAUGUGCAACUGCAAAUUGAUAUGAAAAAUGAAACUAUUAUUUUGGCCAACACACUUCAUACUGAACUUAAGGACUUGCCAAAAAGAAUUCCUAAGGAUGCUGCACGUUACCACUUUUUCCUGUACAAACAUGCCCAUGAAGGAGACUAUUUGGAAUCCAUAGUUUUCAUCUACUCUAUGCCAGGGUAUACCUGUAGUAUACGAGAACGAAUGCUCUACUCUAGUUGCAAAAGUCCACUGUUAGAAAUUGUAGAAAGACAGUUGUGGAUGCAGAUAAUUAGAAAGAUUGAAAUUGAUAAUGGUGACGAGUUAACUGCUGACUUUCUUUAUGAAGAGGUUCAUCCAAAACAACAUGCUCACAGACAAAGUUUUGCUAAACCAAAAGGUCCUGCAGGGAAGAGGGGAAUCCGAAGACUGAUUAGAGGUCCAGCAGAGACUGAAACACCUAGUGAUUAGAAGCUGUUUUUGCAUUUGUUAUAAAGUAUUACAGUAAGAAAUGAAAUUCUGGCUUUUGAUAAUGAACUGAAAUCAUUCCAUUCAUAGAUGCUAGGGGGCAAAAAAAGGCUCUUUUUACUCUUCUCUUUUCUGACCUCAACAGUUUUUAUAUUGUUACAUGACAUUUGUUGACCAUGUUUUAUGACAUGUGGAAGAGCUAAUUAUUUUAAAGCUACAAGAGGAAAACUAAGGUAGUCCCCCUUUAUUUUAAAUUAGAAUCCAUUAUUUAAUAGCUGUACAUGCGAUCAUAAACUUUGCAGACAUAAGACCAUUAAGCCUGUGUAUUCUGUGGUUAAGUUGCAGCUGCAUGCCUAGCUACAAACCUGUGUUCUUGUGAACAGCCUAUUGAUAAUCCUGAAGACUCUCCAUGUGAAAAGAGCUGAAGGACUAUAUGGCAUUGUCCCAGAUAAAUCUUUCUUUUUCCUUGUCACUCUUAUGGACAAUGUACAACAGAAGGUUUUCUUCUGGUUUUGAUAUGAUGCAUUGCUGGGGUUUGUUGUUGUUUUGUUUGGUAUUUUUGUAAUAGAAAAGAAACUAAAAUCAGUUAUCAUCAAUUAAUGUAAGUGUUCAGGAAUAGCUCAAGAUUUUCCCAUGCAAAAGCAUGGUCAUUUCAAAUUUAUAACUAAUUUUGUGGAAUUGUGUUUUAAAGAAAUUGACAUAAAACCACUAUGGCUUUUCCAGACUUCUAUACCACUUGUAAGCCUUACAUAUGAAGUACUGAAUGACCAAGUAAAAGGUGAUUAAAAGUGCAUGAGUCAGUAUACUCAGUAGAUUAUGGAGCUGCUUUCAAAGCAAUAUGCUUAAAGUUUCUAAUAAAUAAUUGAUUAUCUGUGCACUUGGAUCUAAAACUGUGUAAAUUCAGUAAAAAUUUAAAUAGACUUGCUUCAUAAUGGUGAGUUAUUCUGGAGAUCCUAGUGUGCUUGCAGUACCAACUGCAAUUUUAACUUUCCAGGUAUUCUGAAAAUGACUUUUCCUAAAUGUUCAAACUUGGAUAGUAACUUAAAUCUGUAACAAAAUCCAACUAGGUCUUGAAUAACUGCUGGCAGCACCUGGUUAAGUUUAAGAUUUUGUCUUUUUUUUUUUUCCUUCCCUUCUCCAAAAUACUAAAAUCAGCCAGAAUAGCCUAAAUUUGAUUGAACCAUGAGUAAUGUGUUUAAUAGGAAGACUAAGUUAUUUUAAUUAGUGCAUUAAAGAAGAAUUAGAUGUGGAAAUCAAGUAUUGGAUGACCGUAAAUAUUUAAAUUUGUGUAAUGAGGCAAAUACUAGUGGAUAGAUUAUAUUCCCCAGUGGGGACUUGCUUUUUAGUGUCUUGUAUCUGAGCUUUGAGGGUUUUGAAUUUUUUAUUUUUAAAGCUACAUGGGAGUUGCAAGUCUUGGUUCGUUGCAUAUUAUCAUAGGUGCUGGGUGUACACAUUAUAUAGCUGAAUCACGUGUUUACCUGGUGGGAGACAGAUUUUAACCUAGUUUUGUAGGGAAAUAAUGCUUUGACACUACUAGUUCCUGAUAAAAUUUGUUUUAUCUUAUAUAGUAUUUUGUUUGGAGAUACUAGCUUGUUAUUGACGUCUGAGAUUGCACUAUAUAAUGUGAAGAUUGCAAUAGUUGUUGGUUUUACUGUGCUUUUUUAUAUGCAGCAGAAAUUCGACACCUCAGCUUUUUUCAUUUAAUCUUAUACACUACAUCCAUCCAAUUCAAUAGCUCUUGAUCCUCUGCUAAUCUCCUGCUUGCCCUUAGCUCCUGUAUUCUUUUUCUGCCUCUUGCCGUCCCCCUCCAGGGCAAGGAGCUGGCCCUUGGAGUGUUUCUUCUACGUACUACUACCCGUCAGGCAAGUGUCACUGUUUUUUAAAUAUGGCCAAUAUGUGUGCGGGUCAUUGUGCACCAUAAUUCAAUGUAUUUUUAGUUGAACUCCGAAUCUUUUCGGCACACCUAAUUCACUUUGGGGUUUUGGGGUUGGUUUUUUUUCUUUUUUUAAGAAAAACCUUUCAGUGUAGCAGUUAAAAAUUACCACUAGAGGGGUUUUUGUUUGAAUUUAGUAUUCCUGCCCAUGUGUCAGCUGUAACAAGUGCACAUAAAUUUUUACACUUAUUUGAGCCAGUAAAGAAGUUCAGCUUUUUAAUACCGAAUGUUUUAAAUAAUGAAUGGUCUGGCCUGGUAUGGUUAUGUGCACAUUAUGUUUUGGGUGGGUUUUUUCCUAACCCUGCCCUAGGCAGCUGAGGGUAGGAGCUAGAAAGCUUCAUCUGGAGGGUGGUGAGAGCUGGUCAAGUGAUUAUGCAAGGGCGUUCAUAACAAGCUGCGGGAGAGUUCGGCCCAGACCAGACAUUGUGAGUUCUCUUACUUGAAAAUAUUCAACAUGGGGGUACAAACUCCUGACCGGCCAGCAGAGAGUCACGUCCAGAGCAUAUUUCCCCCUUGAUACAACAGAGAGUUGUAUCAAGUCUUGCACUGCUGACUGCCUCUCCAGUAGCUACUCUCCUGACAAAGCAAUAAGCAUCGUCUGGUCUUUUUGUGAGAUCUGUCACGUUUACAUCUGCGUUGCUGCCUCAUGUAACACUGUUAAUGAAUGUUCAGAGCCAGCACAAAAUGAGGGCAUUAAUGAAAGAUACUCCUUUACUGUCUCUGAUCAUUUACUAAUUGAAAGUGUCCAUUCAAAAUUGUUGUUGGCCUUCAUAAAGCCCAGAAGCAAUGCAGUUGCUUGCAGUUAACUCACAAGCUAUUAAAUAGUUGUUAAAUAACAUGACAGGUAAUUAUUUCUGAAAUGUUUGUGUUGCAAGGUAGGGAGAAUUUGAUGUUUUAAGACACUUCUAUCAGAGGUUUGUAAAACUAAUCAAGGUAAUAAUUGCUCUAUUACUUAGAAACACUUCAAUAAAGGAAACUUUUGAUUCACGGUGUCUAUGUAUUCAGUGAAAACCACCUUCAGAUGCUAAAAUUAACUAAGUUUACCUUAUCUAUUUUGUAAUUUACUUUAUAAAUAAAGAUUGAUGCUUUA